CGAGAUCGCGUGACGUCAUCGCUCGAUGUCAAACGUUCGCGACUCUUGCACCUCGCGUUCCGAAGCCAUCGCAGCAUCGCCAUGCCUUUCGAGGCGCAAUUGCAAUAGUACUUCGAAACAUGUUUCCCACAGCUGCACGGCAUUAUGCCGCCCAGCGCAGCUCCGUUCACGUGCGGAGCAGGCUACAGGGGGUGCUGACAAGGAAUCCCAGACUACCGUGGAGCGCCUACGCACCACCGGGAAGCCGAUAUGCUUCGUUACAGGCUGGAGAAGAUAAGUCGGGGCAUAUAAGCGCGGGACCGGAUGAGGGCCUGCUGUUCUUUGACAAUGUGUUUCCACUGAAGAUUCAAAAACUCAUCAGCCCUACCCUCGAGAGCGACACAUCGUCCAGUUUCUUGAACCGCGUCAUCAACCCUUUGGUCACGGGCACCGAUCCUAAAACUGUCAUCGACAAAGCCAGCGCUAAAGCUAACAUCUCAAUAAAAGCUACGGAGACACUUUUACGAUUAAAUGAAGGUGGUGCCUUUGUCAAGUUUACACACGAUGGCAGCACUUCAACAUCCAAAGUCGAAAAAGUUCUCAAGCAGUACCUCAAGGAGCAGCCUGUGAAACCGUGGUGGAGUCCGUGGAGACGAAUGCACGUAAGCGUUGUGCAGGGACGCCCAUGGGUGGAGGACCUCUUCCGCAUGCCCUCGCCCCGGCUCCGCGUCGAAUUUGUUCCUCCCGAACCGGGUGCAGAGGCUGUCGAGCUAUCUCAAGAACAACUCUAUUCUUUCUUUCGACAAUAUGGAAAGCUGCAGGACAUUGUCAUUCAGCCGCCUGAUUCGAAGGUUUUACCUAAGUUUGCCUACUUGGACUACUCGAAAUUGUCAAAUGCGAUUAUGGCAAAGAAUUGUCUGCAUGGGUUCGUGGUACCUGAGGCAGAAGGAGGAGGGAAGACGGGAACACUGCUGAGGCUCAAGUACGAGCAGAAAAUCAAGGCUCAUUGGAUUCGGGAUUGGCUGGUCAAUCAUCCAAGGAUAGUGAUCCCGAUAGUUGCGGCGCUAGUAGCGGGUAUCACAGUGGCUAUCUUUGAUCCGAUACGUACAUUCUUCGUGAAGGCACACAUCACCAGAACUUUGCACCUCCAAGACAACAAAUACUACAAGAAACUCGUUGGCUACGCAACGGACUUCAUCCCUUGGCACCACAAGGUCGAUGAUGAUACUGGUAUGGACGUAGUCUGGGAUGACCGCAAGGACAAUAUCGAACAAAUACAGACUUGGCUUAUGGAAACUGCCGACACGUUCAUCAUCGUGCAAGGACCCCGUGGAUCUGGAAAGAAAGAGCUGGUCCUUGAUCAAGCCCUCAAAGACCGCAAACACAAACUCGUUAUCGACUGCAAACCUAUUCAAGAAGCUCGCGGAGACAGCGCCACAAUCAACGCUGCGGCAGCAUGCGUGGGAUACAAGCCAGUCUUCUCCUGGAUGAACAGCAUAAGUGGGAUGAUUGAUAUGGCAGCGCAAGGUGCGACUGGCGUGAAGACUGGGUUUUCGGAGACGCUGGAUUCGCAACUUGCGAAGAUCUGGAAUACGACAGGGAAUGCCCUCAGGCAGAUUGCACUGGAUCAACGGCACAAGGCUGAUAAGGAUGCGCAUUUGGGUGACGACGAGUGGCUGGAGGCACAUCCCGAGAAGAGACCUGUUGUUGUCAUUGACAACUUCUUGCACAAGAGCCAGGAGGGUGGUGUGGUAUAUGACAAGAUCGCUGACUGGGCCGCACGUCUCACGACCGCCAACAUCGCCCACGUCGUAUUCCUCACAAACGACGUCUCGUAUAGCAAGUCUCUCUCCAAAGCACUCCCAGAUAGGGUCUUCAGGAAUAUUCCCCUUGCGGAUUGCAGCCCGCAGGUCGCAAAGAAGUAUGUCCUACGACACCUAGACGCCGAUGUCGCCGACGAUCCCGAGCCGAAGGAUGGCUCCGAGAAGCAAGUUCCCUCCCAGACCCGCGAUGAUCUCGGCGAAUUGGACACUUGCCUCAAUCUUCUCGGCGGCCGUCUCACAGACCUCGAAUUCCUGGCCCGAAGAAUCAAGACUGGCGAAACACCCAUCAAGGCAGUCAACGCAAUAAUCGAUCAGUCCGCAAGCGAGAUCCUUAAGAUGUACAUCUUCGGCAUUGCAGAUGAAGAGGGCGACAAGAAGUGGAGCCCUGAGCAAGCUUGGCUACUCAUCAAGGAACUCGCAAAGAACGAAUCGCUGCGGUACAACGAGCUUCUCCUCUCUGACGUGUUCUCAACCAACGGUGAGAAGACCGUUCGCGCGCUUGAGCAAGCGGAGCUUAUCACCAUCGUCUCUUCCCCCUCCGGUCGCCCUUCCCAAAUUCGCCCCGGAAAGCCCGUGUAUCACCCAGCAUUUAAGCGGCUUACAGAGGACAAAGUGCUGAAGAGUCGCUUGGAUCUUGCCAUACUGAAAGAACUGACUAAAGUGGAGAGCGCAACGAUUGAGAAGUGUGAGACAGAGUUGCUGAAGCUGAGCGAGAUUGAGGGCCGUCCGGCCAUGUUAGCGGGUCGGGUACAGUACCUUUUGGCGAAGUUGCAGAAAAGCCAAGAGAAGGUCGAGAACUAUGAGGGAGAGAUGGGUGUAUUGAAGAAAGUGUUGGGGAGCGAGCACUGAAGUGGUUGCGGGCACAAGUUGUUGUGAGUGUCGUAUACAUGAUACCAAUCUCCUUUCAAUCGCAGUGUAAAUGUAUGGCCAGGCACGAGAAUGCUUCAAAAAUCUUAAAGUCAACGGCGUCGUGUUCCAUGCC
This is a messenger RNA of Paraphaeosphaeria sporulosa, 2784 nucleotides long. RefSeq lists its product as uncharacterized. Gene Ontology annotation, molecular function: RNA binding. The transcript has 5 exons. Gene Ontology annotation, cellular component: mitochondrial inner membrane. The record is from RefSeq and is a predicted model, not a curated record. Bases 120 to 2651 code for a protein of 843 amino acids. Lineage: Eukaryota; Fungi; Ascomycota; Dothideomycetes; Pleosporales; Didymosphaeriaceae.